AUGGCCAGCUCAGCUUCCCUGGAGACCAUGGUGCCCCCGGCCUGCCCGCGCGCUGGAGCGUCACCGGCCACUUCUAAAACACUAGCUUUCUCCAUCGAGCGCAUCAUGGCCAAGACGUCCGAGCCUCGAGCGCCUUUUGAACCCCGGCCUGCUGCGCUAGAGGCCGACAGCAGCCAGAGCAAGAAACUGCUCAACCUCUGCUCGCCGCUGCCCUGUAUGAUCCCCCUCCAGCCUCUAGGCUACGAGGUGCCGUCCAAGACGCUGCUCAGUUACUCGGAGUUCUGGAAGAGCAGCCUCCGGGCGGGCGGCGGUGGAGGAGGAGGCAGCGGCGGGGGGGCCCCAGUGUGCGGCGCCAGCGGCUUGUGCAAAACCAACUGUGGCGUGUGCUGCAAGGCCGAACUGGGCCUCGCGCCUUCUGCACUGCCCGCCGGCAGGGUCAUCAAGCCGCAGGUCAUCAACCAGGCUGUGGGGCUGCCGGCCAGCGGCUCUCUCUACUACUUCAACUACCUGGACUCCACCGCUUACCCACCAUCGGAGCUCCUCGGAGGCCACCUUUUCCCAUCUGGCCUCCUCAACGCACAGGCCCCCACUUCCCUGGCUGCCCACCCUAAGCUUUUUCUGCUGGAGAAUGCCAAACUAGCCAGCCUGACUGCGGACAAGUUCCCCCACCCAGCUGCCUAUCCCCAUAAGGAACGCUUGCACGCGCCGCUGGAGCAGGUGCUGAAGGAGAACUCGGCUUUGACCGCUGAGCGAGGGGGAGUCAAGGGCCACAGCAAACUACCAGGGGGCUCUACAGACAGCAAACCCAAAAACUUCACCUGCGAAGUGUGUGGCAAGGUGUUCAAUGCUCACUAUAACCUCACCCGCCACAUGCCUGUCCACACCGGAGCUAGACCGUUUGUGUGCAAAGUCUGUGGCAAAGGCUUCCGCCAGGCUAGCACUCUCUGCAGACACAAAAUUAUCCAUACCCAGGAAAAACCACAUAAGUGUAACCAGUGCGGCAAAGCCUUCAAUCGCAGCUCCACGCUCAACACGCACAUCCGCAUCCACGCGGGCUACAAGCCCUUCGUCUGCGAGUUUUGCGGCAAAGGCUUUCACCAAAAAGGGAACUACAAGAACCACAAGCUCACCCACAGCGGCGAGAAGCAGUACAAAUGCACUAUCUGUAACAAGGCCUUCCACCAGGUCUACAAUCUGACCUUCCACAUGCACACCCACAACGACAAGAAGCCUUUCACGUGUGCCACUUGCGGCAAAGGUUUUUGCAGAAACUUUGACUUAAAGAAACAUGUGCGCAAACUUCAUGACAGCGUGGGUCCCACCGCCACCCCCUCAGCAAAGGACCUAGCCAGGACAGUUCAGAGCUGA
This is a messenger RNA of Apodemus sylvaticus (European woodmouse), 1368 nucleotides long. It is a transcript of the gene Fezf2, whose product is annotated as FEZ family zinc finger 2. Gene Ontology annotation, molecular function: DNA-binding transcription activator activity, RNA polymerase II-specific; RNA polymerase II cis-regulatory region sequence-specific DNA binding. The record is from RefSeq and is a predicted model, not a curated record. Gene Ontology annotation, cellular component: nucleus. Lineage: Eukaryota; Metazoa; Chordata; Mammalia; Rodentia; Muridae. Bases 1 to 1368 code for a protein of 455 amino acids. Gene Ontology annotation, biological process: regulation of transcription by RNA polymerase II. The transcript is spliced from 4 exons.